Messenger RNA from Suillus clintonianus, 610 nucleotides. RefSeq lists its product as uncharacterized. Lineage: Eukaryota; Fungi; Basidiomycota; Agaricomycetes; Boletales; Suillaceae. The transcript has 3 exons. The coding region runs from base 18 to 488 and encodes 156 amino acids. The record is from RefSeq and is a predicted model, not a curated record.
UUUCAAGAUCUUCUACCAUGGAUGUUUCGAACAGUUCGUCACCAGCCCCUCGAGUCACUGACGACAUGUUGCCCAGCGCUGAAGAUACGUCUGUUGAGCGCCCUCGGACACCUGAAUCAGCCCGGCACUCACCCUUAGAGCCAAACAAUGACCGGAAUACACCGCCUUCGCUACAAGAAAUCCUUCAAAUGACGUCUACCACAGUCAACUUCAUAUCAACCAUUACAACACUCUUCCAUGAGAAAGGGGAGCAGAACUCCCGCCUCCGAGAAGAGCUUAGGAGGAAAAUCCUUUUCACCGCGAUGAAUGCACACGCCUGGGCAAGCGCGAGGAUUGUCCACGAACACACAGUCGCACGAGACACGCUAGAAGCCGGGAUUCACAAACUUGUGGAAGACGAGAAGGAUCAAGAUCGCAUGCGCACGCGUUUGUCGGAAAUGUUUGAAGCCAUCAACAACACUGUUGCCAGCUUGGCGGGGCUCGGUUGAGAUCAGGGUUUCAUGGUGCGCUGUAACUUAGGUACCUUGUCGACGUUUCUGCCCAAUUCGAACGAGUCUUGCUGUGUCGUUCUUGGGGGUCCCCCCUGAUGAACUGUGCAAUCAUUUAUCAA